AUGCUGCGAGUGGCGCCCGCCUGGCGCGUGGUGCCCCGCCGCGCUGUCGUGGUGCCGGCUGCCUACGUGCCCGCGCGUGGCGUGCGUGUGCCUUCGAAGCAUAAGCUCGCGGCCAUGAAUACGUCCAAGGCGCGGGCGCCUGGCGCGCCAAGCUCGGCACCCUCGGCAACGAGUCGCCGCCAGGCGCCCCUCGCGCGCCCAGGCGAGCUUCCGCGCCUCGAGUUUGAUUCGCCUACGGCACCGAUGGACAAAGAGCGCGUGUUUACUGCUCCGCCGCUCUCUCCCGCCCUUGUGCGUCGCGUACACGCGCUCCUUGGCGAGGAGGCUAGGCCCACAACGCCGCAGGCCCACAGCCUCGCGUACUUUUUCCAUGGCACGCCCUCUAAGCAUACGAUCAUUGCCGCAGAGACUGGGAGCGGCAAGACCCUGGCAUACCUGCUGCCUGUUCUCCAGUCUCUGCACGCGACGCGCACAGCGACGGAGCACGCGGAUGUGGCGCGUGUAAGAGCGGGUCAGGCGCCCCGCAUCCUACCGCGCGCGCUCGUGCUUGCGCCGACGCAUGAGCUUGCACGGCAAAUUGCCGACGUUGCCAAGGCACUCAGCCAUGACGCAUCGCACAAGCUGCGCGUCGCCUGCUCGUCCAAGCCAGCGUACGCCUCGCAUCUGCACGACGAUCUCGCCCAGCUGCGCGCCCGCGCUGAGGCGUCGUCGGACAUGCCUAGUGCGCCCAUCUCGCCUGAUGUGCUGGUGUCUACGCCGUCGUUCCUGAACGAGUAUGCCGAGCGCCUCCUUGGCUGGGACAAUGUGCAGGCGCUCAUCGUGGACGAGGCGGACACAUUGCUCGACCAUGGCUUCCGCGCAUCCACGCAGCGCCUUAUGGACAGCGUGCCGCCGUCCGCGCAGCAAGUAUUUGUUACGGCUACCAUUCCCCAGUCUAUGCGCGCCUUUCUCGAGGGGCGGCACGCCGACCUGCACGUCCUGGCGUCGCCACACCUGCACCACCUGCCAGCGCGCCUCAAGGCCUUGUUUGUCGACCCCGGCGGCAACAAAGAGCUGGCGGUGCUCAAGGAGCUCUUCCGCGUGUUUACGGCGCCGGGGUGCGAGAAGGACCAGAUCCUCAUUUUCCGCGACAAGCGCCGCGAUGUGGAGCAGCUGAGCCAGUACCUGUCGGCUCGCCAAGUGGACCAUGUCGCGCUGACGGGCGAGGCGGAUGACCGGCGCACGCGCACGAGCAAGGAGCUCGAUCCGUUCCUAGCCCGUCCUGCGUCCUACCGCGCGGGGGUCGAGCCGCCUGCGGACGCUCCACGCGUCCUGCUAACGACGUCGUUGCUCUCGCGCGGCCUUGACUUCGGUCCCUUUGUGCGCCAUGUAUUUUUGCCGGAUGCCGGGCGCCACACGACGCGCUCCGUGCACGCCGCGAACAACAACGCGCUCGAGCUCCUGCACCGCGCUGGGCGCUCGGCCCGCGCGGGGCGCGCUGGUACCGUCGUCGUCUUUGACAAGGACAGUGCGCCUGGCAAGACGAAGGUGCUCAUCAAUCAUCGCGGCCAGAAAAAAGGCAUCUGCCUUUCUAUAGAGGCCCUCCACAUCGCCGCUCCAUCCGCCGGGCAUGAACGACGUCGUGCACCGCUGGCUCGACCAGGUACUCGCACCGGUACGCCGCUCAUUCUGAUGCAGUAUGCGGAGCGCGCGCGCAUCAUGCGCGAUAUGGAGCAUGUGCUCACCGAGUACCAUACCCUGCGGCCGCGCACCGACAUGUUCAGUCAAGUGUACCAGAUACCCGUGCAUGUGUGGAUCCCCCGCGCAUACCCUGCCGAGCCGCCCAUCGUGUAUGUGGCCCCGACACAGAACAUGGUGGUAUGCCGCGGCUCCUGCGUCGGGCCCGAUGGGCGCGUUCGGCUGCCGUAUAUGGAUGCAUGGGAGCGCAAGCCCGAGACCGUGUUUCAUUUGGAGCCGCCCGUCAUGGCCAAGCACCGCGAGAAUCCAGCGCGUGCAUCACCAGCGCCCGGCACAAGCGCUGCCGAUGGAGCGCCGCCUGCGCGCCCGCCCAAGGCGAGCUCUGCGGCAGGGCCGCCCGCUGCGCCCUCCCCACCGCCCGCGGCGCCGGAGCGGCCGCCCAAGCCUGCGCCGCCUGCUGCCGCGGAGGAGCGCGCCGCGCCAACUCCCACGCCACCGCGGCCAGUAAAUCCAGGCAUCGCCGAGCUCCAAGCGCGUGUGCACGCCAAACUCUCACGGAGUGUGGCAGAAACUCAGGACGCCGUAAACCAAGCCAUGGAGCAUUUAGAGCGUCUAUGCGGUGAUCUGGAGCGCGGGCGCCCAGCGAUGGAUGACGAAAUGCAGCGGCUGCGUGUCGUGCGUGACUUGUGCAUGGUCGAUGCGGAGCGCCUCGAUGCUACGAUACAACAGGCGCAGCAGCAGACGGCCGAGCUGCAGGCGCGCGCCGAUCCGGAUGUCGAUCAUAUGCUUUGCCCUACGAGCAUCGCCGAGAACCACUGGGCCGUGCGCUGUACGCAGACCAACUCCCACUGGACCGCUUCCUCAAGGUACGCACCCCUUCUUACACAGCACGCACGUAUUCUCUCGCGCGAUCAGUUUAUGAAGCGGGCGCUCGCCCAGAAAAUCGCCGCGGGGCUCGGGUGGCCUACGUCGCCACCGACGCGAGCGCCGCACUCGAGCUCUGCGCGUGAGUAG
Molecule: messenger RNA, 2691 nt
Organism: Malassezia sympodialis ATCC 42132
Lineage: Eukaryota; Fungi; Basidiomycota; Malasseziomycetes; Malasseziales; Malasseziaceae
Exons: 5
Coding region: 1-2691 (896 amino acids)
Molecular function (GO): ATP binding; nucleic acid binding
Source: RefSeq, a predicted model, not a curated record